Messenger RNA from Carcharodon carcharias (great white shark), 2009 nucleotides. RefSeq names its product sodium- and chloride-dependent GABA transporter 1-like. The transcript has 13 exons. Gene Ontology annotation, cellular component: membrane. The coding region runs from base 133 to 1983 and encodes 616 amino acids. Gene Ontology annotation, biological process: sodium ion transmembrane transport. NCBI's taxonomy places the organism in Eukaryota, Metazoa, Chordata, Chondrichthyes, Lamniformes, Lamnidae. The record is from RefSeq and is a predicted model, not a curated record.
GGAGCUGAGAGGGAAUCGAUGUAUAAACGCCAGUGACAGCGCUGUGAGACUUUAGUGUGUCACACUUUCCGGUCCAGUUUACAGGGCUCGUGGCUGUUGUUGACUCGUUAACAGAGCGAGAGAAUAUACACAAUGGGUCACGGAGCCCAGAAUACCGACCAAGGGCUAACGGGGACGGCAGCGGAGAGAAUGAGACUGGAGCCGGACAAGGGAGAAGAGGCUGCGCCUCAAGAGCUCCGCUGGCCGCCCUCGAUCCCCCGGCGAGACAGGCAGACCUGGAGCCGCCAGCUCGAGUUCACGCUGGCCUGUGUCGGCUAUGCGGUGGGGCUGGGAAACGUCUGGAGGUUCCCGUAUCUGUGUUACAGGAGCGGGGGAGGUGCUUUCCUUAUUCCCUAUUUCAUCAUGUUGCUUUUGUGUGGGAUUCCGCUGCUCCUCAUGGAAUUCACCAUCGGACAGUUUACGUGCUUGGGUCCUGUCCAUGCCUUGGCUAAACUCUGUCCUCUUCUGAAAGGUGUCGGCGUGGCGACGGUUGUGAUUUCAUUCAUGCUCUGUACUUAUUACAAUGUUAUUAUCGCCUGGGCUCUAUACUACCUGUUCAACUCACUUCAAUCAUCGCUUCCCUGGCAAAGCUGCAACAACACAUGGAACGUUGUGGAAAACUGCUCUGAUGGAUUUCCUGGGAACACCUCUCACCUUCGAUCUGCCAGUCAACAAUUUUUUGAUUACAGGUUGUUGCAGAUGAGUAGUGGGAUUGAAGAGAUCGGCAGCAUACGCUGGGAUUUGUUUGGUCUACUCCUGUUGGCUUGGAUCAUUGUAUAUUUCUGUAUAUUCAAAGGAGUGAAAUCGACUGGAAAGGUGGUGUAUUUUACAGCCAUUUUUCCAUAUCUCAUCCUGAUUAUACUACUGAUCAAUAAUGCGCAGCUGCCAGGAGCCAAGGAUGGAAUCCUCUUCUUCCUCACCCCCAAGUGGAGCAAGUUGCUGGAAGUCCAGGUAUGGGUGAAUGCUGCUGCACAGAUUUUUAACUCCAUUGGAAUUGGAUUUGGCACCAUGUGGUCUAUGGCCAGUUACAACAAAUUUAAUAACAAUAUUCUCAAAGAUACUCUCAUUGUUGCAGUGACAAAUUCAGCCACAAGUAUUUUUGCAGGAUUUGUGGUUUUCUCUGCAAUUGGGUACAUGGGCCACCAGCACAACCUGCCUGUUGAGGACAUUGCCACUGAUGGCCCAGGACUGGUGUUUGUUGUUUACCCAGAAGCAUUUGUUACCAUGCCCAUUGCACCGAUGUGGGCCUCACUGUUCUUCUUCAUGCUUCUCUGCUUAGGUGUGGAUAGCCAGUUUGCCAUGGUGGAGGUGAUGGUAACAAGUCUGAUGGAUACCUGGGGAAAGAACCUGCUUCAAUUCCUUAAAUGCAAAGAGAUUGUGGUUCUUGUCGUCUGUUUUAUUGCUUUUAUGCUCGGGAUUCCCAACAUCACCCAGGGUGGAAUUUAUUUAUUCCAGCUGAUGGAUCAUUACACAGCUGUCGUCUCUCUCAUGUUCCUGGCUUUCUUUGAAGUUGUGGCCAUUUGUUGCUUUUAUGGUGUCCGUAGAUUGUCUGCCAACUACAAGGAAAUGGUGGGGUCUCCUCCAAAUCUCUUUUUCAAACUGUGCUGGCGGAUUGCUUCUCCACUGCUUGUCACAGUUAUCCUCGUGUCUAGCAUAAUCCAUUACAGCCCUGCCCGAUAUGGUAAAACAUACACCUAUCCACCUUGGGCUGAGGGCCUUGGCUGGAUUAUCUCCCUCUGUUCGAUCAUCUGGAUCCCGCUUGGAGCUCUGCACACGCUAUAUACUAACAAAGGCUCAUUUAUUCAGCGCCUUCGUUCGUCAGUAUCUCCAGUAACUGAGGUAAUUCCAACAGAAAACCGGGACCUGAUGAUCAAAUUGAAGUCUGGCAUAUACAGGCCUUCAGGUUCUGCCAUCUGUUUUGACAGCAUUGACCUCUCGAAAUAAACUGGCAUGUUAUUUUUUUAAACUUA